Messenger RNA from Wickerhamiella sorbophila, 312 nucleotides. RefSeq lists its product as hypothetical. The coding region runs from base 1 to 312 and encodes 103 amino acids. NCBI's taxonomy places the organism in Eukaryota, Fungi, Ascomycota, Dipodascomycetes, Dipodascales, Trichomonascaceae. The record is from RefSeq and is a predicted model, not a curated record. The transcript is spliced from 2 exons.
AUGAGUGAGGUUGCUACAGAAGAGGAGCUUGUGAAUCGACUGCUGGGAAAGUAUGCCUUCGGGUCCUCACCAGAAUCCGUCCAUGCUUCACUGGUAAUCGACCUGACAAGCAAAAGUAUCCUCUCAGCCCAUAAUGUUCACGACCCAGAGGGUACUGCAGAUAAAGUAAGUAAACUUUGGCGUGACGCAAGAGAGCUCUCGCAGCGGCCCGAAGUGCUACGGAUAAAUGCAGAAAAGCAGUAUGUGCUUGUUGGAGAUGGCCAGUAUCUUCUCUGGGUGGUGCUUGACGCACCUAUCAUGCAAGUAACUUGA